This is a messenger RNA of Strongyloides ratti, 1179 nucleotides long. Its product is annotated as SH3 domain and BAR domain and Arfaptin homology (AH) domain/BAR domain-containing protein. The transcript has a single exon. NCBI's taxonomy places the organism in Eukaryota, Metazoa, Nematoda, Chromadorea, Rhabditida, Strongyloididae. Gene Ontology annotation, molecular function: protein binding. Gene Ontology annotation, cellular component: cytoplasm; glutamatergic synapse; presynapse. The record is from RefSeq and is a predicted model, not a curated record. Bases 1 to 1179 code for a protein of 392 amino acids. Gene Ontology annotation, biological process: synaptic vesicle uncoating.
AUGUCACUAUCAGGACUUCGUAAACAAUUUAACAAAGCUAAUCAAUAUCUUAGUGAAACAAUUGGUGCAGCUGAAUCUACAAAAUUAGAUGAUGAUUAUAAUGAAAUGGAAAGAAAAAUGGAUGUUUUUUAUGAAUCUAUAUCAGCUUUGAUAGCUGGAACAAAUGAAUUUCUUCAACCAAAUCCAGCUACUAGAGCAAAAAUGGCUGCUAUGGGUGCUAUGUCUAAGGUUCGUGGUACAACAAAAAAUUCACCAUACCCUCAGACAGAAGGUUUAUUAUCUGAGACAAUGGCAAAAUAUGGAAAAUUAUUAGGUGAUAAUAGUGAUUUUGGUUUAUCAUUACUUGAAACUGCUGAAGCUUAUAAAUUGUUAGCUGAUAUAAAAUAUCAGUUAGAGGAUAAUGUUAAACAUAAUUUUCUUGAUCCAAUUGCUCAUAUACAAGCUAAUGAAAUAAAAGAAGUUAAUCAUCAUAGAACAAAAUUAAAAGGAAGAAGAUUAGAUUAUGAUUGUAAAAAAAGAAAAGGUAAUAGAGAUGAAGAGUUAAUAAUGGCUGAAGAGAAGUUAGAGGAAUCAAAAAAAUUAGCUGAACAGGCAAUGUAUAAUGUUUUAUCAAAUGAUGUUGAACAGAUAUCUCAAUUAAAUGCUUUUAUUGUAGCACAAAUUGAAUAUCAUAGACAAAGUUUAGAUGUAUUAGAAAAUCUUCACACAACUUUAAAAUCUAAAAUUAAAGAAGCAACAGGAAGACCUAAAUUAGAACAUGUACCAAAACCAGUUUUAACUGAUAGAACUCCAAGUGCUAGAUCUCCUAUUGGAUCAUUAACCAGUUCAACAGCCAAUCUUAAUUUUAAUGGACAACAAGCAUGUAAUCAAAUAAACAUCAAUCCUAAUUAUGUUCCUGCUAAUGGAAAUAUACCAAGACAACCACCACCACCAUAUUUACUUGUCUCCAAUGAUCCAUCUACAUCACCAGUCCCACCACAAUCUACUCCUCAAAAACCAUCAUGUAAAGCAUUAUUUGACUUUGAAGCACAAAAUGAAGGAGAAUUAGAUUUUAAAGAGGGUGCUAUUAUAUCAUUAACAUCUCAAAUUGAUGAAAAUUGGUUUGAAGGUACACAUAAUGGAAAAACAGGAUAUUUUCCAAUAAAUUAUGUGCAAGUUAUAGUACCACUUCCAAAAUAA